This is a messenger RNA of Rubroshorea leprosula, 1066 nucleotides long. The record is from the annotation of a GenBank genome assembly. Lineage: Eukaryota; Viridiplantae; Streptophyta; Magnoliopsida; Malvales; Dipterocarpaceae.
UCUGCAGCUUUGAUUUUAUUUUUCAAAUGAGUUAACUCUUACCAUCGUAAUCAAAAGCUUCUCUUUUCUUUUUGGCAAGUAAUAACUAGAAAAUUUCAUUAAUACAUCUCCACAAUUUCUCUUUCUGGACUACUUUUUAACUAGGAGAGGAAUGGAUAAUUGUUCAAUUGAACUGCAGAAAUGAUAAUGGGCCAACUGCUGUGAUUAUUAAGGAUAAUGAAGGUUAUAUAUAUGGGGGUUAUGCUUCGCAGCCUUGGGAGAGGCAUAGUGAUUUCUAUGGAGAUAUGAAGUCUCCUCUUUCAGCUCCAUCCAAAGGCAUCUAUAUUCAGACCAACUGGGGCCAACAAUAAUUUACAAUGGUGUGCUGUGAGUUUCAGUUCAGAGGCCAUUCCAAAUGGCAUUGGGUUUGGAGGGUGAGUUAAUCACUUUGGCCUGUUCGUCUCAGCAGGCCUUGAUCAGGGACACACUUUCUCUUGCACAACAUUCAACAGCCCUUGCCUUUCAAAGAACAGUAAAACCCGCCCAGAAGUGAUAGAAUGCUGGGGAGUCGUAAGGAAAGGAAAACAGGAAGAAAGACAAGAUGCUCUCAAAGGUACUGUGUUAGAAAGGUUUAAGGAGGACUGGAAUAUGCUCAAUAUGGUAGGGAUUGCAAAUGCUAGCGAGUAAAUGUGUUCAUCUUUGGCCUGCACCUUCGGAUGGGGCUUCAACAUUUAGAUCAGUGCUAAAGGUUAGAAGUCCUGUUCAAUGUAUGUCUAGUUCAAGGAAAAUUGUGCUUAUCCCGAGUUCCUGGUUCCUCAAUCAAACAGAACUUUAUUUAUUUAUUUAUUUUAUCAGUAUAAUCCCUAAGAAUGCAAGUGUAUCAUGUAGACGCCAAAUCCUCUCCUCCAACUACAAAAAUUUACUGGUGGUUUGAAAUAGGAAAUUACAGCAGUGUUUAUGAGGAUCCAUACACUAAUCUACUCAUCUCACAGAAAUACUUUUAUGCCUCUUUCUUUAGCUAGCAGUAGUAAUUAUAAUGUUUCUCUAUUCCUUGCAAAGAUAUAUCAAAUAAUAUUGAAUCAUUUAA